UGCCAACUGACAAAGCUGGCGACGCUGAAUUUGUUGGUUAAGUGGGAUGCAAUUUUCUUAAGUAAAAAAACUUAAAUUUUCCAAAAAUGAGUCGCCGACGCCCCCACGAAGAAGAGGACGGUUAUGACCGUGCCUACCGCAAACGGCGUCGAGUCUCCGAAAACCAAGAGAUCGAGGAUCGCUUGGAGUCCCUGAUCCUUCGAGUCGGUGAAAAAAGCACCUCUUCCUUAGAGUCAAACUUGGAGGGGCUUGCGAGUGUCCUAGAAGCCGAUUUAUCCACUUUCCGGGUUAAAAUACUGAGAAUUUUAACGGACUGUGCUAUCAAAAUGCCGGAAAAAUGCACGAUUUACACGACUCUAGUUGGCCUACUUAAUGUGAAGAAUUACAAUUUUGGGGGCGACUUUGUCGAGUACAUGGUGAAAAAUUUCAAAGAGUCUUUGAAGACCUGUAAGUGGGACGCAGCAAGAUACGCUUUAAGGUUUCUGGCGGAUUUGGUCAAUUGUCACGUCGUUUCGGCCCCCUCUCUACUCCAAUUGUUGGACAAUAUGAUUGACGCGGCAAACGAAGAUAACGUUCCUCAAGUCCGUCGCGAUUGGUACGUUUUCGCUAUUUUGAGCACACUCCCAUGGGUGGGCCGGGAGUUAUACGAAAAGAAGGAACAAGCCUUGGAACAUCUCUUAGUACAAAUUGAAGUUUUUUUGAACAAGAGGGCAAAGAAACACCACAAUGCGUUAAGAGUCUGGGCUAUUGACACUCCUCACCCUCAAGAAGAAUAUCUUGAUUGUUUAUGGUCCCAAAUCCGGAAAUUGAGACAAGACAACUGGGCGGAGAAACACAUUCCUCGCCCUUACUUAGCUUUUGACUCGAUUUUAUGCGAGGCAUUGCAACAUAGUCUCCCUUCAAUUCUUCCUCCUCCCCACCACGAUACAUACCAGUAUCCCAUGCCUUGGGUCACAUUUCGCUUGUUUGAUUACACCGAUUGUCCUGAAGGGCCGAUUCUCCCGGGGGCACACUCAAUUGAGCGUUUUCUGAUCGAGGAACACAUUCAUUCAAUCAUUGAAAUGUAUCAUUUGGAGAGGAAGGAUUGCGCAGCUCAUCUUUUAAAUUUCCCUUACAAACUCAAAAUUCCACUCGAGUAUUGCAUUGUUGAGUGUAUUUUUGCCGAACUGUUCCAUAUGCCUACUCCCCGGUAUUUGGAAAUCGCAUAUGGGGCUAUUUUGAUCGAAUUGUGUAAAUUACAACCGUCAACAAUGCCACAGGUUCUGGCCCAAGCGACCGAAAUGUUGUUCAUGAGGAUUGAUUCAAUGAAUGUGUCGUGUUUUGACCGAUUUGUCUGCUGGUUUUCUUACCAUUUGAGUAAUUUCCAAUUUAGGUGGUCAUGGGAGGAUUGGGAUAGUUGUUUGACACUUGAUAUGGAACAUCCCAAGCCUAAGUUUAUCAGAGAAACGAUGUUAAAGUGCAUGAGGUUGUCGUAUCAUCAAAGAAUAAGGGAAAUUCUUCCAGACUCGUUCAGUUGUUUCAUACCAGCAAAGCCAGAGCCGGAUUACAAAUACGCUAAAGAAGGGGCUGCGUCACUUCCGGGUACUCCGGCUGCUCAUCAAUUGGUGGUGUCAAUACGUCAGAAAUGUACUCCCGAGGAAGUCCUAGGGGUGCUUAAAGACCUUCCAAAUCCUCGUUCAGAAGAAGAGACUGAUAGCAGAUUUAAUCCUCUCAAAAUCGAUGUUUUUGUUCAAACAUUACUCAAUUUAGGGUCAAAAAGCUUUUCGCAUAGCUUUGCAGCGAUUUCCAAGUUUCUUUACGUUUUUAAGAUUUUAGCAGAGUCGGAAGAAGCUCAAAUCUGCGUUUUACGAAACAUGUUUGAAUUGUGGCACAAUCAUCAGCAAAUGAUGGUCGUUUUAGUCGAUAAAAUGUUAAAAAUUCAAAUCGUCGAAUGUUCAGCUGUCGCGAAUUGGAUUUUUUCUAAAGAAAUGACUGCAGAAUUCACUAGAAUGUACUUGUGGGAAAUUUUACAUCUGACAAUUAAAAAAAUGAACAGACAUGUGAUUAAACUAGGAGGUGAACUGGCUGAAGCUAGAGAGAAAUUGGCACGAGCAGAGAGCAGCGAAAGUGAGUCUGAAGAUGAAGACUCCAAGAAGAAACAAUCCGAAAAUGAGAAACCCACUGAAGAAUAUGUAGAAAGAAUGGAAGAGAAGUUGGAAGCGGCACAAGCCGAUCAGAAAAAUUUGUUCUUAAUUAUUUUCCAAAGGUUUAUUAUGAUACUGUCCGAACAUUUGGUCAGGUGUGACACAGAUGGCCGGGAUUACAACACCCAUUGGUACAAGUGGACGAUUGGGCGCCUCCAACAAGUGUUUUUAGCGCAUCAUACACAAGUCCAGAAAUACAGUUCUACAUUAGAAACGCUACUUUUUACGCAAGAUUUGGACCCACACAUUCUUGAAGUAUUCCAACAGUUUGUCUCGUUAAGAGCUUAAUUUUUUAUUUAAUAUACAUUGUAAAGUGUAGUUUAUCUCAAAUACAAUUCUUAAAUAAAAAGUAUAUCAAUAUAAAUAAA
This is a messenger RNA of Tribolium madens (black flour beetle), 2551 nucleotides long. It is a transcript of the gene Cbp80, whose product is annotated as nuclear cap-binding protein subunit 1. Bases 87 to 2471 code for a protein of 794 amino acids. NCBI's taxonomy places the organism in Eukaryota, Metazoa, Arthropoda, Insecta, Coleoptera, Tenebrionidae. Gene Ontology annotation, molecular function: mRNA binding; protein binding; RNA cap binding. The record is from RefSeq and is a predicted model, not a curated record. Gene Ontology annotation, biological process: nuclear-transcribed mRNA catabolic process, nonsense-mediated decay; mRNA export from nucleus. The transcript is spliced from 7 exons. Gene Ontology annotation, cellular component: nuclear cap binding complex; nucleus.